AGUACUAUACUGCAAAUUUUGGUAUCGAUCCGAUACUGAAGGCCAUACUGAUUGAUACAAUAUACAAAAAAAUCUUUGACAUGUAUUAAUAUAACAAUAAAAAUGCAAACAGCGCAAAACCCCACACACAGAUACGGUAAAUACUGUAUUAAAAACUACAAAUAAACAUAGAAGAUAAAAAUAACGAGCUCAUGGUAUCCCCAAACCCAACCCCACUACAGACAGUACUAUACUGCAAAUGCUGGUAUCGAUCCGAUACUGAAGGCCAUACUGAUUGAUACACUAUACAAAAAAAUCUGAUCUUUGACAUGUAGUAAUACAACAAUAAAAAUUCAAACAAUGCAACCCCCAACCCACACACACAGAUACGGUAAUCUGAUCUUUGACAUGUAUUAAUACAACAAUAAAAAUUCAAACAACGCAACCCCCAACCCACACACACAGAUACGGUAAAUACUUUAUUAAAUACUACAAAUAAACAUAGAAGAUAAAAAUAACGAGUUCAUGGUAUCGAUUUAGUCGAUAUACGAAACGAUCCGACCACAUUUUGCCCAAAACAAGGGUGGGUGAUACUGAACAAUUUGGUAUCAUUCCGAUAUAACACCUUUUUCAAGAUCCUGGAAUAAUUUGGUGAUUAUUUGUAAUCAGAAUAAAACGCUUUGUUCCCAGAACAAAGAUAAAGACCAAAAACAAACAUAUUUGGGGAACAUUUAAAACUAUAUAAAACUACCAACACAUCAUUCUCUUAAUUUUGUUUUAUUACAUACAAUAUAUCAGUAUCAAAAUCUCAUUAUAUUAUUAAAUCUUAUAUAAUUAUUUGUUUUGUCUCCAAAUAAAAUCUUAUCACGUAUGCCGAUUCAAAUACUACUAUUGGUAUCGAUAAGACCGAUAUUUGGAUCGAUCCGCCCACCCCUACUCACCAAACGACAGUCUCCUCGCGGUACCAUCCUGUGCUGCCUUACUAGCAGCCGGACCUCAAGUGAACAACACCCAAGCCGAGGACUGGGAGAAAGCAGGGGUUCUUCUAAAGGCUGUCGACCCGCAAUGGUCAACCACCACCACCACGACUUGUAGAUUUGUUUCCCACGCAGCUUUUCCCUCCGUUGUGAUCCGACCAUGAGCCACACUGCGUCGGCCACCGGCUCGGCUUCUUGCCGCUUCGCCCACUAUUUUGUCGUGUGUGGACUCGACCCGGAGACUGGCCUGGAGCCGGACGAUGGAGCAGGAGAGAGCUUUGAGCAGAGCCCGAUUCAACGCUCCUUCAAGUCCAACGUUCUGGUGCACUACCCUGAAAGCACGGACAGAAACCCCUUCAAUAAAGAUGCAGUCAAUAUGCUGUGCAUGCCGAGGGGUCUCUCCUUCCGCACUAAGGCAGACCGGCUGGACUCUCACUUCCACUCUUUCACCAUCGGCUUUGAUGACGGUUCUCGCUCCUAUGGCUUUGUCCACACGUUCUAUGAGGAGGUGACCAGUGCACAGGUCAUCACUGCCAUGCAGACUCUCCACCAGAUGUACCAUGUAGAACUCCACUCCUCCUCGUCCUCCUCUUCUUCAUCCUCAUCUGCCUCCUCACCCUCCACCUCCAGUAUGGAUUCUCUUGUGAGCAGCCUGGAUGAGUCAGACGGGGAUUCUCUGGUUGGGAACAACACAGCCACCACCGCCCCCUCCACUUGCUUGGGCUGCGUCAACUCCUUUGACCCAUCACAUGACACCCUAUAUGUGUCCAAAGCCCUCUGUCUGCUGACGCCACUCCCCUUCCUUCAAGCUUCCCGUCAGUUCCUCUCUCAGCUGCACCGGGCCGUCAUCUCCCAAACUCCACCACCACUCCCUCUGGAAAGUUACAUCCACAACAUACUCUACGAGGUUCCCUUGCCACCCCCCGGACGCUCGCUGAGGUUUCAUGGCGUGCAGGGGCCCAUCUUGUGUCAGCGACCUGGCCCGGGUGAGCUGCCACUGGGGGAGUAUCCUCUUGGUGAAGCCUUCUCUCUACUCGGGGUGGACAACAUGGUGCAGCUUCUUACCUGCUCGCUACUGGAGACACAGAUACUGCUCUACUCCCAAGACUACCAGCGUUUGAUGAUGGUGGCAGAGGGCAUCACCACGCUGCUCUUCCCAUUCCAGUGGCAGCACAUUUACCUGCCCAUCAUCUCCGCACGUCUACACCACCUCCUGGAUGCUCCUGUUCCCUUCCUGAUGGGCAUUCAGCGCAGGGACGGCGCUCCGCGAUCCUCCCUGCACCUACCACAAGAGGCCAACCUUUGCUUUGUGGACAUUGACAACCACUCUGUGGACGCUCCAGAGGGCAUCCCUGCCUUUCCCAAUCAAACCGAGCUUGUCAAGGACCUAAGUGAGGUCCUGCAGCAUUUCGGGCUUGCCCCGCAGGGAGGUACUGUUGGAAAAUCUUCCACGGCAUCACCACCUCUGAGCAGCCUGGAGGACCUAAUGGAAGACAGACGGAAUGGGAACCUCGGCGGUGAUGAACUGGAGGUGUUAGAGAGGCUGCAGGCUCUGGCUUGUGGAAGAGAUAAGAUGGUGGGAGAAGGCAAGACACUGGGUCGCGUGUGGGAGGAAGAAGAAGAAGCUCUGAGUGCAGCAAAGAUGAACAUUCAGCUGAGGGAGGUGUUGGCCGGACGCUUUGCUGCCAUGUUUGGUCGCUAUGAGGAGUUUGUCAUCCAUGGGGCAUUUGAUUUGGAUUCUUGGCUGAGCAACCGAGAGGGGACUUUCAGCUUUGACAAGGGGUCCUUCCUCUCAGUUCAGCCUGUGGCCCACUUGCACUUCCUGUCCCGCUUUCUGGAGACGUCCAUGUUUUCGUCCUUUGUGGACGGCAAGGUGAUAUCUCGCUGGGCUGACCGAGAGCCGCUGCAGCAUCUCUUUGACAGCCGCCUGGAGAGGGAGCGGAUGUAUGACACAGAAGAGGUGGAAUCCCGCAAGAGUCGCUUCAGGACAUGCUCUGCGCUUUUUGAGUCAGCUCAGGCCAUUGAGCGGCGUCUGCUGAAGGCCGACCACACAGCCAUACACCCCCACCUCUUGGACAUGAAGAUCGGCCAGGGUCGCCACCAACCGGGUUACUUUCCAAAGCUGCAGGCUGACGUGCUCAUUCAGGCACAAAGCACCAACAAGCGAUCCAGUCGAGUCACAGCAUCACGCAGAACCGAUACCUGGAGGACACCAGCAGCCACAGAAGACAGCGAGCAAAGACAGAAGCACUCGUUGGCAAGGAAGCACCUCAAUCAGCUCAAAUUUAUGGACCUGUCACCUCAAGUGGUCGCUCAGACUCACAGGGAGUUUGUUCAAGGGCUGUUGGGCGAGUGUCGGCUGAAGACCAAACGCAUGUUAAUGGAGAGAAUGGGGAAGGAAACUAUAGAGGUGGGAGAAGCCAGCAUCACUGGCCUGCAGGAGAACACGCUGAUCCACGGACUGUGUGACCUACUAGAGAGAACCUGGGGCCACGGUCUGCAGAUGAAACAGGGGAAGUCAGCCCUUUGGUCCCACCUGCUUCAUUACCAGGCGGCCCUACAGAAAGCAGAGGUGCCAUCUGAGUCUCCAGGGCCUGAGCAGAGAGGAUUUGAUGUUUCCACUCUACUCCUGAGAGGAUCUUUGGUACAAGAUAUGAGGUUUAUCCAGACUAUGAGUGAGGGUCUUUCUGAGGUGGGUCAGGCCAGAGCAUGGCUCAGUUUGGCCCUGGAGAAGAAGAUGCUUUCACAGCACCUUAAAGAGCUGCUCACUAACCAGGAGUUGCUCAGGCAGUUGUACAAACCUCACGCAUUCCUCCUCUGUGAGGAAGAACGAGAGCAGUUUCUAUUCCAUCUCUUGUCUCUCAACACUGUGGACUACCUCUGCUUCACGCGGGCCUUCAGCUCCAUCAAUAUUCCAUAUCGGGUGGCAAUCAUCCCUAUGAAGAAGCUCAGCAUUGCCAUGGCAACUGUCAACCCGUGGGUGUGUGUGUCUGGAGAGAUGGGAGAUUCAGGAGUUAGACAGAUCCCCAAGAAUACGCAGGAGAUAUUUUUUCAGUGUAAGAACCUGGGCCGGCUGAGCACUUUGCAGCUUGGACAGGAGAACUCGGGCCUGUUGGCCAAGUGUCUCAUCGACUGUGUGAUGGUCUACAAUGAGAUCACGGGUCACACUUACAAGUUCCCAUGCGGUCGCUGGCUAGGUAAAGGCGUAGGUGACGGCAGCCUGGAGCGAGUCCUUAUCGGUCAACUGUUGUCACCUGGCGGAGAGGAGGAUUCCGGAAGGUGGACAGGGACGCCUCCUCCACCGGAGCUGUCCUCUCCUUCCCAGAGCGUACGUGCAGUGCUGGGAUCUCUUGGCAACCGAGCAAGAGUGCUGUCUGUUGAAGUUCAUGAGGACAUGAGGGAGGCGGCAAACAACCUGGUCAAGCAUUUCCACAAACCUGAACAAGAGAGAGGAAACGUGACAGUUUUAUUAUGUGGUGAGGGAGGUCUGGUUGCUUCCUUGGAGAAGUUUCUCCUCCAUGGCUUCAAGUCCAGCCGUCUUUUCCAGAGAAACGUCUUUGUUUGGGACUUUGUGGAGAAGGCAGUGGUUUCCUUGGAAAUGGCUGAUCAGAAUGGUGACGUGCAGGGCUCUAUGCUGAGGAAGGAACCGCCCUGUGACUUGCUGUGUCAUUAUGUCAACUGCAUCAACGCCUCACCCCGGAAUAUCGGGAAAGAGGGGAAGUUCCAGUUGUUGGUCUGCUUGGGAGUCAGGGAUCGACUUCUCUCCCAGUGGCUCCCCCUGUUGGCCGAGUGCCCCCUAACGGCACGGACCUAUGAAGACAGCGCUCUGAUGCGGGACCACUCCUCCGUGCACUCGCUCUCCCGUAUCCUACAAACGCUCAACGAGUUCACCAUUACACUGGAAACCUCUCUGAUCAAAGGGGUCGCCCUCUGACCCCCAAACAGACAUCCGUGGAACUCUUAUUUGCUGUAAAAUAGUGCCAGCGGCCCGGAGUGAAGUCCAGAAUCGACUGGAGCUCCCAACCUUUUGCCUUGUUCACUGAUGUAAAUGUCUUUACACACUGUAUUUGCUUCAGGAAGUAGUCGGGUCCUCCUUUGUGUGAUUACACUGUGAUAAAAAAAAAAAUUAUCUAACUGUCACAACUCACGUUGACAGAAUUUGUUUUCUCAGUUCAUGUACACUCGGAAAAAGUACAUCAAGUACAUCUCUAUUACCCUAGCCUUUUACUGCUUAGGGACAUAAAUAACUGAUUAUGCCGCUUUUCCACUGCACAGUUCCCAGUUCCCCUCCACUAAAAUAGUACUACAGGAAAAUGCACAUUUCAACAAUGGAGGAGAAAUUCUGUAUCAUGUGAAAUAAAACAAAUAAGUACAAAUUUUAUCGGAGAAGAGUGUAGCAAGAAAGCGGGCAGCUGCAGGUAAAUGGAGACUGUGGAGUAUAAAUACCGCCUCAUCCAGAGGGUACACUGACAUUUUUGGGGUUCAUUUUUCAUUUUCUUGCCCUGUAUCUUCAAAUGCUACAAUAACAAUGGUUUACAUCAUCCAUGUGGUACAAGGUGGCAUUAAAAAUACUACCUGAAAGCACCUACUUUUGCCAAUGGCAAAGUGUGAAUAGCUAUACUACAACCAUGUCAGGCCUAGUGGUACCAGCAGUGGAAAGGGAGCAUUACUGUAUCUCCUCAAGGAGAACCAGGGUUAGAAAGUUACAUGUAUGUUUCUCAGCUGUAAAAGUGAAUUAUCAAGUGUACAAAAGCAGUAUUUAGUCCAGUACCUACCUUUAACAUUAUUAACGCGCCUCCCGUCGUAUUUCUUGCACUCUCUUUAACUUUAAAAUGAAACACUUGCAUGGCCAAAUCUGUUUUUGUCUCCUUCAAUGUGCUGUGCUCCCUCAUAUCAAGUACUUGGGCCUUACUUGCUUAUAUCAUUUCACUGGAUGGACAAUGACAUCCCCUGUACUGUGGUAUCUUCUGAUGCUCUUGUUCUGCUGAUAUCUGCUAUGUUGUUUUGUGUUGAUCUGACAUUGAAAACUGUGUCAUCUCUGCUAGUCCUUGUAAAUAUUUCUCAUUGUAAUGUCUCUGUUGUGGCAUAUUUUUUGGGUUGAAAAGGUUGUCAUUGUUUGUGUUUGUCUCCUGUGGUGUUGGAUAGAGCCCACAGGCUCUUAAAAACGACAAAGUAUUAAGUUGAUGUUGCGUUUUAUUUAACUGUUAGAAAAAGCGGUCUUUCUCCUGCACUGUCCUGCAAGCACUAUACGUAACCUAGCCUCUUGUUAUUAUCAUUUAAAUAGAGAUUAGUGAAAGCAAUAAUAAUAAUAAUAAUAAUAAUAAUAAAACAUAAUUAUUUAUUAUUCCAAACAUGACAUCACACAUUAAAGUUAAUAAUGAAACAA
Messenger RNA from Doryrhamphus excisus (bluestripe pipefish), 6342 nucleotides. Its product is annotated as DENN domain-containing protein 5B-like. Gene Ontology annotation, molecular function: guanyl-nucleotide exchange factor activity; small GTPase binding. The record is from RefSeq and is a predicted model, not a curated record. NCBI's taxonomy places the organism in Eukaryota, Metazoa, Chordata, Actinopteri, Syngnathiformes, Syngnathidae.